UCACGUGGAAGUUGCGCCCAGGAUGCUGCGCCGCGAAGCCCGCCUUCGCCGCGAGUACCUGUAUCGCAAGGCCUGUGAGGAGGCUCGGCGAACGGCCCAGGAGAGGAAGGACAAGGUUCGGCGUGCGCUCGAGGAGAACCGCCUGAUUCCCACCGAGUUACGCAGGGAGGCUCUGGCCUUACAGUGUUCCCUGGAGUUUGACGAUGCCGGCGGUGAAGGUGUGACCAGCCACAUGGAUGAUGAGUAUCGAUGGGCAGGGGUUGAGGAUCCCAAGGUCAUGAUCACUACUUCCCGAGAUCCCAGUUCCCGCCUCAAGAUGUUUGCAAAGGAGCUAAAGUUGGUGUUCCCAGGCGCCCAGCGCAUGAACCGUGGCCGGCAUGAGGUUGGGGCGCUUGUGCGAGCCUGCAAAGCCAACGGGGUCACUGACCUGCUGGUUGUCCACGAGCAUCGAGGCACACCUGUGGGGCUCAUUGUCAGCCACCUGCCCUUUGGCCCAACCGCGUACUUCACACUGUGCAACGUGGUCAUGCGGCAUGACAUCCCCAACCUGGGCACCGCGUCGGAGGCCAAGCCUCACCUGAUCAUGCAUGGCUUCUCCUCCCGCCUGGGUAAGCGGGUCUCUGACAUACUCCGCUACCUGUUCCCUGUGCCCAAAGAUGAUAGCCGCCGGGUCAUCACCUUCGCCAACCAGGACGACUACAUCUCCUUCCGGCACCAUGUGUACAAGAAGACCGACCACCGCAAUGUGGAGCUGACUGAGGUUGGGCCUCGCUUUGAGCUGAAGUUGUACAUGAUCCGUCUGGGCACGCUGGAGCAGGAGGCCACAGCAGACGUGGAGUGGCGCUGGCACCCCUACACCAACACCGCGCACAAGAGGGUCUUCCUGAGUGCUGAGUGAGCCCACUCACCAGUCAGGAUGUGGACCUGGACC
Molecule: messenger RNA, 931 nt
Organism: Lipotes vexillifer (Yangtze River dolphin)
Lineage: Eukaryota; Metazoa; Chordata; Mammalia; Artiodactyla; Lipotidae
Gene: IMP4
Product: IMP U3 small nucleolar ribonucleoprotein 4
Exons: 9
Coding region: 23-898 (291 amino acids)
Biological process (GO): rRNA processing
Cellular component (GO): small-subunit processome; Mpp10 complex; nucleolus
Molecular function (GO): rRNA primary transcript binding; snoRNA binding
Source: RefSeq, a predicted model, not a curated record